GUGAUUUCGAAACAAUAUGCUGUGCCAUAAAUGUUGCUACUUUGUGCCCCUGAACAUUGGCUGCCUAAUCAUAAGCGGACUCUUCCUGAGCUACCACGUGGGCGAGGUGCUGACCCACACCAACGACACCAUAUUCCUCAAGGACGCCGCCCAAUACAAAUGGAUACCAGUACUCUUUGCUCCCCUGUACACGGGCAGCAUUAUAUCGUCGAUGCUUCUCAUCUAUGGAGCCUAUAAGCAGCGGAAAGGCUUCGUCUUGGUGUGGGUCAUCAUGCAUGUCCCCAUAUUUGUGGCCUAUCUGAUAAUGACCAUCUGCGAUGGAGCCCUCAAGAACCCACCGCCUCUAAUAAUCGCCAUCCAGGUCAUCAUCGUAGUGGGUCUCUUCUAUUCCCUAUUUGUGGUGCUAUCGUACUACCAGUACCUCAAUAUUUCCGCCAACGAAGACGAGGAAUACGAAAUAUGAAAUGUAUUUUAUUUUUGAAAGAAUUUAAUAAAAUUUUUCAAUCUGAA
Drosophila bipectinata is the source of this 510-nucleotide messenger RNA. RefSeq lists its product as uncharacterized. The record is from RefSeq and is a predicted model, not a curated record. NCBI's taxonomy places the organism in Eukaryota, Metazoa, Arthropoda, Insecta, Diptera, Drosophilidae.